CAGUAGAUGUCGGGCUAGCGCGUUGGUUAGAUGCGGGUAGGAGCGCUGUACGAUUUGAGACCAAUAAGGCCUCAUGCAGCAUUCUCCAACCGAUAUCAAGGAUAGAUUAUUGAGAGGGCUAGACGAGGAAUACAAUGUUGUGGACAUGGGAGUCGUCGCAGAGGUCAUUUCUAUCUUGGAAAAGAUGCCAAUCACAAAAGAGGCCCUUGAGGUCACGAGAUUGGGGAAAUGUGUCAACUUGCUGCGAAAAAAAACAGACUGUGAGUCGUUGGCCAAGCGGGCGAAAAAUUUGGUCAAACGUUGGCGUAACCUAGUUGACUUAAGUGGUGCUUCACAACAGAACGGUGCUGCCGUUGAGAAAAGCGUCAACCCUCAUGAACCUCUAGUGGAAUCCGUACCGCGUACACAUGCAGCCAAUAAGCGUCUCAGAAAAGCGGAAGAUGACUCUUGUGAAACUUAUGAGCCACAGAAGAAAAAGUCUCGAAUCAAUGGACUGACGCGCAGUCAACCUGUGAUAGCCAAUGCAGAAGGUGAGUGCAGCCGGCGUGAAGAACCUGUACCUGUAGAAUACUUUCCACCGGCAGAAGUGCAAGUGCCUCAAGACCCUCCCAUGGAGCCUCCACCUGGCCCUAAGAAGCGUGGCCGCAAAAAAGGCUCUAAAAACCGAAGCACGCUUCUCAAAGCUGCAGGCACGGUCCCAGUCGACGAUGAUCCAAUCAAAGAGAAGAUAGCAUCAAUAUCCCGCACACCCAAGGUCAAAACCACCCAAGAACUUGUUGCAAUGCUUGGUUCCAAAACGGGCGAGCUGGAUGUUAAUGUUGUGCCCAAGGACCGAAGUUCUAGUCUUAAAAAUAGUUUGAAAAAAGAUCAAAGUCUUUCCAGUAAAUACUUAAGUCAAGAAGACAUCCCAUCAACGCCAGAUAAGCCUAGUUCACCAAUAAUAAUUGAUAAUGAUAGUCCUACAAUAGAGAAAUUAGAGCCACCUCCUGAAGAUCCCCCACCUAUUCCUCCGCCCAAAUUUAACACCGUAGAAGAAAUACUGUCACAGUUGCCCCCUAUUGACAUUGAUGCCAUAUCCUGGGAUGAAACACCCGUGCCUUCUCCGCCUGCAAGUCCAGUUGUGACUGUCGACGAUUUAGAGCGUCUUCAUGGUGAGUGUGUUGAGGGUCUUAACGGAGUGUGGGAGCACUCUGCACCUCCAGCACCACCGCAGAGUGAAACAUUUCGAGAGUGGCAGGAAAUGGUUCACCGAAGAUCCUACCACAACGACUUGCUUCGAAUUUUGCCUUACACAGUGAUCGAUUAAGCUUUUUUACCAAGUUUCGUUUGUUUUUUUUUCUUCUUUUUUUUCUUGGUCGUAGUUUACUCCCAUCUGUUUGUUGCUCUCUGCGUUUGGAUCUUGUACUUUUUCAAUUCCCAAUAUCUUCAUUUCAAGAAAAGAAUCCCUUGUCCUCCAUCAAACCUAGUUCUAGCUUUUGAGCAUGUGUAAACUACUUUCAAAUGUAAUGAUUCUCGUUUUCGAGACCCAAAUUCAAAAAAAUUGACCAACUCUUCAUUUUGGAACUGGGAAGAUAAAUUCAUAUUUUUUUAAGGUUGGAGAUCAAGGAGAACAUCUUUGAGAAGAUUAGAUGGGGAAAAGGAAUUAGCAGAGAUAGUAAAAUCCUUUGAAAUCUUACACUAGAUAUAACCUCAAUUCCAGCUUAUAAAAAGAGAAUUUAACGUGAAGGAUUAGAACUCUGCCCUAGACCUUGCCAUUUAUUUUGUACCACAAAAAAAUAACUGAUCAGGUGCUUCUCAGCCCCUUAUUAUUAUCAUUUUAGGAUUUACUUUUAAAAUAUUCAGGGAAUGAUUGCAUUUAAGGGGGAGCUUUACUUCUCAGAAUUUGGCUCUUAACUUUUUUAUAUGAUGUUGUUACUUUUCUCCUGAGAUUUCAUUCAUUAAAAAAAAAAAAAACAGUGAAUUGAACUGUUUAAGCAAUUUAAUACAUCCCUCAACUUUGUCCAACUACAAAAAAUCUGCUUAAAAUCUGCUUCAUACAACAAACAAAGGUACCAAAUAGUGUGCUGAGCCUUCGAGAUGCCUGCAGAAUGAUUUUUCCGUUUUAGCAAAAGUCUUUGGAGCCUCAACCUUCAAUUACGUUAAUGUUGUUGUAGGACGUUUUAAUGAAUUUUGUAUCACUUAGCACCCACAGAAAAUCUAUCAAGGGAAUAUAUGCUGUGAUAUCACUUGUUUUACUUUUUCUCGGCGAUGUUAAGUUAGUUAUUAUAAUGUACUCUGCAGAUUCUAUCAAUAAUUGUGCUGCUACAAACAUUGAUUCUGCAAUUUUAAGUCUCAGACCUUGAGUAAUACCUCGAUUAACCGAUGAUUUGUGGCAGAAGCCUGAGCUGUAUACAGAAAAUUGAUAAAAAAACAAGAAAUAAGUGUGGAAAAAACAGAGAAAAUAAUAAAGAAAAUGAAGGCAAAACAUUAAAAGUCAGGCUUAUAUAUGUCUCAUUGUAGCGUUCAAUAGGUGGAGCAUCAAAUAAGUGAUGAGUAGAUAAUCUAGGUAUUACUGUAGAACACAAUAGUCAAUGAGAAUCUUACAGUUAUUUUCAAACGUUUCUGACAUUCACUAAAUUGUUUUCAGCAAAUAAUAGUAGCUAAACUGAUUUUUUUAGUAAUCAAAUGAAAAUACUUUACAUUAGUUUAAAAACUGAGUAAAGUAAAUAUUUGUAUUUAUGAACACUACUCCAGCCCAAUCGCAUAAAACCUUCUGGAGAUACAGUUUUUCGAAGUUAAUUGUUAAUUUACAUCUUGGAAUAUAAUUUGGAGUGUUGGAGUAAACUUACCAAAUAAUGUUAAAGAUGAUUUUGCCAUUUUGCUGCAACAUGUUCUCUCUCAAAAAGUGUAAAUGAUCUAUGUAAUGUGCAGUCCUACCACAGAAAGAAGCAUUUCAAUCACAAUUAUUUUGAUCAUUAGUCACAGAAAUCUUAAGAAGAAUCAGAACAGUUCUUCAAAAUCUCACCUAAAGCUCUAGAUGUUAGUUAAACAUUUUCUUAACAAAGAGCACAGAACCAAUUCAGAAAGAAAAAGAUUCAACAGAAUGACUGAAAAAACGCAAUGCGCAACAUUCAGAUGGCCAUCACUCGGUUUUGUUAAAGUUUAAAAAAGGAAGAAAUGUAAUUGUUUCUGUUUAUAUUUUUUUAGUUACUACUUGAGUAAUUGUUUAAUUAUUUUUGAAAUGUACAGUGUACAGUCGACAUUUUUUAGAAAUAACCUCUAUCGCGUCUUUUAAGAGGCCUUGCUCAUCAUCAGUUUCAGAGGAUGAAUAUAAUUUUAAACUCAUCAUUUUCUAUCCUCAGUUUAUCCGGCAGAAUCUCUCUCUUUUUUCCUCCAUUUUUCAAGUAGGGUUGCUGGAAUAUUCUGUUUCUAUUCAAUAAGCUUUUGAAGACUGGUUCUUCAACUUCAAACUUGAAGAAAAAUUUCGUCAAGUCUCUGGUAGUGAUAAUCAAUGCUCAAGUGCAGAUUCUAUUUUAUUAUUCGUUUGAGUUUGAACCAAAAUUGAGGCAUUAAGUGUGAAAAGGGCUCUUUUCGGUCUCCAAUAUUGUAAUGAGUUGCAUUGGUCAAAUUUUUGAGUUCAAUUAAGCGGAGGAAACUUCUUUUAUUGUGAUCAUUUAUGGACCAUCACAUCUGCAUGUUAUCACUACAUCUUAAUUUUAUACUUAGGCAUGUUCAUUCCAUUAAUGCAGUUGAGAUGUAGGGUUCAUUUUUUACUCCUGAGGUUCAUCUCUUCACAGUAACUUUAAAUCGAAGCAGUGAGUUAGUUUAAGGGCAGUCCUUUUUUUUCCCCCCAGUCAUAUGCAUCUAUUUGUUCAGCUCACUAAUAGGCCAAAUUUUACACCAAGUUUGUAUAAGUUGUUUUGCCGGUGGAUCAUGAAAUUUUAACAAAAGUAACGUAAGAGAAAGAAAUUCUUGAUACUGGCACGCUGUGCGUGAAAAGAGAAAGUUCAAACAAGAAAAUGCUUAAAAAAAUUUCAAGGAGGAGACGCACUGUGAAUUUAAUGCUCUUCUAUUUUAAUAUGUCAACUUUCUUCAGGUCUAUUUCAAAAGAAAAAACGUGAAGCUCUUUGCGCACCAGUCUAAUAAUAGUCCUGUAUUUUUAAUUUUGUUUGCACCCAAUAAGCGUUUUGACUGAGAAACAACCAGCUCAAAACCACCAGCAAUUACUCCCUUUUACAAUAAGCAUCAGCACUUUUCUAUCAAAUUCCAUCCGCAUUAAAUUUUUAUUUUGCAAUCUUUCUUUGCUAGAUUUUUUGUGCUCCUUGUCAGUUUGAUCGCAAAUCAUCUUAUCAUCUUUGUAUUCUGAACCUUGUUAAAUCUCUCCCGUAUCAUCCAAAUCAAAGAUAUGUACUUUGCAUUUGCCUCCUUUUUUGUGCCUUUCCUAAAACGGCUCGUUGAUCUCUACUCUGAGAGCUUGACUGUCAGACGUAUGUGGCAUCUUCAAAUUUUAAAUUUUUCGCUAUGUUUAGCUGCCACCGAACAGUAAUCACAUUUCUGUACUCCAACAUUAUCUUGCUGGAAUCAAUGACUGUUAAUACUUUUCAUCGUGAACAAUUUUGGUGAAGUACUUGGAGAAUUAUGAUCUUGUUCCAAAGAAUUUUUCCUUUGAAGAAUAAUGCAAAAAGAAAAUACUUUUAUCAUGACAAAAGUACAACGCCAGAAAUGUAUUUCUGCGUUCUGAUUCAGACCAAUGGAGUUUAUAUUCUACCUGUAAUUAGUGCUGCAAAAUAGUGAAUUUUACUCGCGGAGAAUAUGCCUGGAUAACUUUAAUGUUUUUAUCAAAAUUAAAUUAUUUUAAAAUUUGUUUCAAAAUAAUUUUACUAUCAUGGUUAUCGUAAGAGUAGACAUAAGUUCAUACUUACCACUUCAAAACUGGUGAAUAUCAAGAGGUAAACAUUUUCUCUAUCACUGAAGCAUGAAUAUAAUGGAAUUCCUUUUUCUUUGCGACUAUCUUAAUACUCUUCCAAUUCGUUGGCCCAUUUUCAUUGUACGACCGAGAGCCCAAUGACUCAACUCCCAACACGAAGGACUAGUGUUCGAAUUCUGAGUGCGCCCUCCUAGAUGAUUGCCUUAUGGCUGAGAGCCCAAUCCACUCUUCCUAUGGGUAUCUUAUGCGCCUAAAAGCAGGCAACCUAUUCUAAAAUCGCCUCUGAGGCAGGGACAAGCAGCUAAAGUCUGCAGGACUUAACCUGUGACAUUACAGAUCCCCAUUUGGUCAAAUACGGUCAUUGCAUGACUUUCAGUUCUUAAUUGAGUAACUCUUUUUUCUGUAAGAGACUUUGUUACCAUCAAAAUUUUGUAUUGUUUGUAAAACUCGAUUUACGACUAAAUAGCCAGGGUAAGCGUUGACGUAGAGGUACAUAUUUGUUGUAAAAUAUUUUAUUUUAAAAAAAGAAUGUCUCUCAAUCAUAAGUUCACGUCUAUUUUUUUAUAAAAUUAGUGGAAUAGGUUUGGCACUUAAAUCGUAAAGAAAGCCUCUCAAAUUUAAGCAAAUGUUCUUUUCAUUUUACACUCUCAGUCUAUAGGGAAAUUAUUUUGCUAUCGUAAAACAAUGGACUGUGUAGUUUAUAGACAUUACUCUUUUUUACUUUUCAUACAACCAUUUAUUGAAAUGUUCCUGCUAAGUCCUGGUUUUUGUUUGUAUUUUUUGAAAGUAUCAUACCAGUUUCCCAUAUUAGGUAAACUAUCUUCAGUUUUCAGAAACCGAAGUUUUUGGAAUCGUGUUUCGACUAUUUCAAGAUGCUUUCUAACUUUUGAUACGACUUUAAACCGCCAGCAAGUCACGAAAAGUCAUUACCCUCACUGCUCAUAAAUUGGUCCGAAAAUUUUGAUUUUACGGAACCCGAAAAUUUUGAUAUGUACCUAUUUGUUUCUACCAUAAUCCCUGAGACUUGAAUGUGUCCUUGCAACACUAUAAAAAUGUGAUUUUUCAAAAAGUAUCCUGCUCUGGAGAUAAUGGUAAUACUUUAAUUGUAUGUUUUGUUUCAAUUUUGUUAUUCUUCAUCUUUGUUUUCUGUAUGAUAAUUAUUUUGAUUUUCCUUUUUUUAAUUUAUUUUAAUUGUUAGUAUGAUGUAAAAUAAAAUUUGUGUAUUUUUUUCUUUGGUAUCUUAAGAUGGUAAUAAAUUACAUUUAUUGUA
This is a messenger RNA of Bemisia tabaci, 6176 nucleotides long. Its product is annotated as mediator complex subunit 26. Gene Ontology annotation, molecular function: transcription coregulator activity. Gene Ontology annotation, biological process: positive regulation of gene expression; regulation of transcription by RNA polymerase II. Lineage: Eukaryota; Metazoa; Arthropoda; Insecta; Hemiptera; Aleyrodidae. Gene Ontology annotation, cellular component: nucleus; core mediator complex; mediator complex. The record is from RefSeq and is a predicted model, not a curated record.